AUGCGCGAAGGCAGUACCCUGGCGAUCGAGACAUCAUGCGAUGAUACGUCGGUAGCCGUGCUAGUCAUUUCAGGCCACCAAAACCGCACGUCCCUGCGAUCCGAGGUGCUGUUUCACGAAAAGAUCACCGCGAACUCGCACAGCCAUGGCGGCAUCCAUCCACUAGUCGCCCUGGACUCGCAUACGAGAGAGCUGGGUGGACUCGUCCAGAAAGCUUUGCGUCAGCUGGCGUUAUCUCCCGCACGCAAGGAGUGGAAGCCGGACUUCGUGAGCGUUACCCGCGGUCCGGGCAUGCGCUCGAAUCUGAACGUUGGACUGCACGUUGCCAAAGGACUUGCUCUCGCUUGGAAUGUACCUUUGGUCGGUGUCCAUCAUAUGCAAGCCCACGCUCUCACCGCGCGACUGUGCGCGACACUGGAGGCGCAAGAAGGGAUGGGGCGGACUGAUCUGCGGCCUCGAUUUCCAUUCCUGAGUCUUCUCGUCAGUGGCGGCCACACCAUGCUGAUCGACUCCCAAGCUUUGGUCGACCACCGUAUACUUGUGGAAACGCAAGACAUCGCGAUUGGAGACUUUCUGGAUAAAGCUGCCCGAGCAAUUCUGACGGAAGCAGAGCUGAAAGCGCCAUACGGUAGAGCUCUUGAAACGUUCGCCGACCCGUCGGGCAGCUGGGACUACUCCUGGUAUACUCCACCCGAGGGUCGACAGCAAGAACUCGACCGUCGUCCGACAGAAUACGGCUGGUCUCUCGGUCCCCCUUUAGCCGACAGCAAGUUCGGCGAGAAGAGCAAUCGAAGGAUGAUAUAUUCGUUUUCCGGCCUGUUGAGCACGGUGCAGCGACUGACCGGGCGUGGUGCGAAGGACGGCGGGAGUACGCCAAUGUCCACUCCAGAGCGCCGUGAGCUCGCGAGAGAGGCACAAAGGGUCGCAUUCGAGCACUUGGGCUCCCGCAUCCUACUGUACCUACAGUCCCAGCGCAGCCUCAGCCCUGCUACGCCUCUGCCAGAGAUGAUCGUAGUAUCCGGAGGUGUGGCAUCGAAUCAGUUCCUACGACACGUUCUGCGCAGCAUGUUGGACGUCAGAGGGUACUCGAACAUACAAUUGCUCUUCCCGCCGGUCGAACUCUGUACAGACAAUGCGCUGAUGAUCGCUUGGGCGGGCAUGGAGAUGUUCGACGCCGGGCACGAGAGUGAGCUAUCCAUCGAGCCGCUCCGGAAAUGGAGCAUGGAUCCCGCCGCCGAGGAUGGGGGCAUCUUGGGCGUGGGAGGAUGGAGCGCAGUGCAGAGGCCAGGGCAUCAGGAAUGA
Neohortaea acidophila is the source of this 1302-nucleotide messenger RNA. RefSeq names its product glycoprotease family-domain-containing protein. The coding region runs from base 1 to 1302 and encodes 433 amino acids. The transcript is spliced from 3 exons. Gene Ontology annotation, cellular component: mitochondrion. The record is from RefSeq and is a predicted model, not a curated record. NCBI's taxonomy places the organism in Eukaryota, Fungi, Ascomycota, Dothideomycetes, Mycosphaerellales, Teratosphaeriaceae. Gene Ontology annotation, biological process: mitochondrial tRNA threonylcarbamoyladenosine modification.